Orbicella faveolata is the source of this 5181-nucleotide messenger RNA. RefSeq lists its product as uncharacterized. The record is from RefSeq and is a predicted model, not a curated record. Lineage: Eukaryota; Metazoa; Cnidaria; Anthozoa; Scleractinia; Merulinidae.
ACGAGGGCGCAGCCCGAGUCAACUAUCACGCGAUAGAAAUCUCGAGCUCAUGAUCUAAUUGUGUAAUAGAAACACGGUUUUAAACCAAUCGGCGCGUGCAGUUGUCUUGGGUUAUUUUCUAAAUAAUAUUUAUACAUGUGGAGGCAGCGUGGCCUAUUAUGUUUCUUUGAAAUGUUUCUUUCUUUCAGUUUAAGUUGCAUGCCUGAGAACUACUGUAGCUAGUUGUAGCUAAGCGCAUCGACCACUCUGAACAUUCAACAUUACUAUUCAACAACAACAACAUGAGGUUUUACUUACUCACGAAACUAUUCAGGUGCAAAUAUGGAAAAACUGUCUUGUGACCUGUGCGUGUUUGUUACCGCCCUCUCGCGUGACAAAGAGGGAAAUUCCCGGAAGGAAGGAAGUGAUUUUACAGCCCCUAUAUCACGUUACACAGGUUGCGGAUUUUCUUAUUUAAAGGCAGCGUUUGUCGACCGCUUGUAUUUUAUACAUGUAGUUCAGUCUUGUGAUCGCUCAGUGAUGGUAUUUGGAGUUGCUAUUUGGUUGUUUUGCGUGAGUGGAUUUUGCUGCUACGGAAAGAUCUGUGCCAAGGAAUGGUUUGUCUCAAGACUUCAUGGGAACUCAGCCCUUGAUUGCGGUGUUGAAGUAUCACGCCCUUGCAAAACCAUCAACCAAGCUACUUCACGGGCUAAGGACGGUGACGUCAUCAACAUUGAUGGCGAAGACACGUCACGUGAUCCUUAUCCUUGCGAGGCGGAGUCCACUGCUGGUCUGGUCAUGCGCAGCUAUAAAACUCGAGCGUUUAUCGCUUGUGAGAACAACAUCUUUCCAUUUUCAUGUGACGUCACGACGAACGCUUCUUCUGUUGUCAACAUGAAAGGAAUUACAUUCGUCAAUACGUCUUUGUUUAUUGAUGAAUGUUCUUUAAAGAUGGUCGACUGCGGUUUCAUGACCGACUCCGAUGUCGCGCUGUCCUUGAACUUCGCUCGCAAUUCAACAGGAAAUGUUGAUUUGGAUGGGUGCAACUUUCAAAACAACAGCGCUGGUAGUCUAAAGAUUUCUGGAAAAUCUGUGAAUUUGACCAUUUCGAAUUCUUCGUUUGCAAACAAUAAGCUUCGAGAUGUCAACAAUAACAUCUUGGCCAUUUCAGCACAAAACGUACCAGCCCAGCAGAUUGAUACAAUCACAGUUUACUUCACAAACAUCACUGUUUCACAAAACAGCUGUCCCGGUCAUGCGUGCUUUGAAAUUGUCGCUGGUGUAAACCGCAAAUUAGCGCUUGAGAUGGAUCAAGUAAAUUUUGAAGACAACAAGUCUGGAGAAAGUAUUCUUGACGUCCAGAAUUCGUCGCACGUGUACGUAAAGUUUAAGUCAACGCAGUUCAAAAAGAACGUUGGUAGAGCUGUUAAACUUCACGAUGGUGACUCACUCGAACUGAAAAUCAUGAACGGAACGUUUGCUGGGAACGAAAUACGAGGAAAUAGUAGUUACGGAGCAGCUGUUUUUGUCAGCGGAUUCAAACAGACGGCUUUCGUUUCUCUGUCGCGGUCAAACUUUAGUUCCAACAAAGCUGGAAACGGUGGAGCAUGCGCUUUCGUUGACAUAUUUUAUCUGAUGCUGGAUAUAGAGAGCUGUCGGUUUGUUCAAAACGAAGCCUGGGCAGCAGGCGGUGCUGUAACUGUAGAAAAUCAUUUUAAGAACAAUGCAUCCCUGGAUAUUCGUAGUUCGCACUUCCGUGAAAAUAUCCUAGAUCCCGAUAUUGACAGGGGAGGGAAAGCAUAUUACAACACUCAUUCCAACAUGCACGAUUUCAAAAGCAGUAUUAGUGGGCCAGCGGGCAUAGAAGGAGGUGGAGCGCUGUUUUUGUGUAUGUUCCAUGUGCAGAGGCUCUCACUAGAAAACAGCACUUUUGUUGGCAAUACAGCGAAACGAAAAAACUCCGGAGCAAUUCAAGCCCCAUUGGGCGCCCUUCAUACGGCAGCUGUAGUACGCAAUUGUGACUUCAUCCAAAACUCAGGCGGUGAAACUGUCGGUACUCUUCACCUAACCGUUAGAAGAUCUUUUUCGACAUUUCAGUCGCAGAUAAUUUUACAAAACUCCACGUUUAUUGAAAACAACGGGAGCAGUUUUUAUGACAUUAAUUUGUUUUCAAGGUACGUGCUGAUACGUUCCUGUAAAAUACAGAGAAACUCAGGCGGGGGAAUAAACUUUGGAACCGCUUCUUUAAACAUCCUUUUGGAGAAUUCCUUAAUAAGCGACAACUCAAACUUCGUGGUUAAUCUCUACACAGUGUUAAAUCUGUACACAGACAGGGUGGGCCGUUACAGAUCAACGUACGAAUUCAAGAACGUCUCAUUCAUCGACAAUAGGUGCGCAGCAAAAAGUUCUUUUUUUAGUGCUUCCUUGUAUGCGAGUCAAGGUUCGUUACUUUUCCAAGAGAGUACAUUCCGGAACAAUUUCUGCAAAUCAGGAGUAGUGAAAAUCUCUGUGAACCCGUCUGGUCUCGAUGUUUUACCUCCAGUAAUCUCUAACGUCACCGUAACCAUGAACAACACUGAAUUUCGCGAAAACUCCGGAGUUUCUGAGAGCGCCCUAACAAUAUUUGAUGUCAAAUCGAUUAAUAUUCUAAAUAGCAAUUUUACAGACAACUUUGGCAGUACAGACGGGUCUCACUUGCGCGUACAGAUGAACAAAAGUGAAUUGACAAUUUACAAGACCAAUUUCUACCAGUCGAAGAAGUCCCAAGUUUUUAAUCUUUCGAGAGAGCAACCGUAUAAUGGAUUUUUAACGGUGACAAGUUUGGGAAACAUAGAGAUCCGCGAGAGUUCGUUUGUUUUGGAUCCGCUCAGUGCAGGUGUCAAUCUCAUCUUUGUUAAGGGUGUGGGCAAUGUAGUCAUGAACGAUUCUGUGAGAAUUCAGACCCCAUUCAGUACCAAGCUCCGCCUGCAUAACUUCACACAUUGGGAACUGGGAACGAGCCCUCUCCCGAAAUACGUCACGUCGUUUUCAUUAGUCACCGAGCCAUGUCCUGUAGGAGCGUACAGUAUCAACAGAGGCAGCAGUGAAGGUUUAACCAUAAAGAACAACGUCCAAUGCCUUCCCUGCCCAGCAGGUGGGAAUUGUACGUCUUCUCUGUCUGCAAGGAAAAACUUCUGGGGAUACCCUAUAGGCGACAAGGUCCACUUUAAGCUCUGUCCCCAAGGUUACUGCUGUCCAACUGCCAGUCAAACUUGCGCAUAUAUCAACAGGACCUACCUGCAUUCUGGUUGCCAAGGAAACCGAACAGGGUUCCUGUGUGGAAAAUGUAAAAAAGAUUUCAGUGAGUCUCUGUUUACAACUAACUGUCUCCCGAGCAAAGACUGCACCCAUUUCUGGUAUUUCAUCAUUAUUUUCAUCUGCACGUCAUCGUUUGGUUUUUUUCUUAUUCGAAAGCCUCCAGUGUUUGAAAUAGUGAUGAAAAACCUAACAUGGUUUCUCCCGAGACACAGCAAGAAAAAUAAAAAAGGCUACGACAGCUUGGAAAGUGAUGCUAAAACAAGCAGCGGCUCAAGUUCAGGAUUGCUAAAAAUCCUGUUUUACUUUUAUCAAAUUGCUGGAGUACUGACCGCUACCUACUACGGCGUUAGUGCGGUGCUAAAAAAUAACAUUCUCUUACCAGUGAUAAGUUUACUUGACUUUAAGAUAUCUGUCAAUAAUGAGUGGAGUAUCUGUCCCUAUCCUGGUAUUACACCCCUAUCAAAAACACUAUCCCAGCUUGCAGCAGUAACGGCCACCUUUUUGUCGAUCCCAGCUUUUUACCUGCUGCACAGCGGCCUGAACAAACUGCGUAAGCGUACACCAGUUCUUCCUCCAUGUGGUCCUUACCUCGGAGCGACCCUUGAAAUCUGGUUGCUAGGAUACUCAGCGGCAACUGGUACAGCAAUGAAACUGCGCCACUGUGUACAAAUACAGCACGUGUCUCGCUGGUUCUACGACGCAGAAAUCACGUGUCAUCAAUGGUGGCAGGAAGCCUCUUUGGCUGCAAUAGUCGCGUUCUUGGUGCCGUUUAUAUUUACGUUGUAUUUCGCCUCACUGCAGUUGUAUCAAGGCCAGAUCUCGGCGAAGAUUUUCUUAUUGGCAUGUGUCUUCCCUCUUCCAUACCUACUUCUUGCCUUCCUUGUUUAUGUAAACAAAGUAAUUUCAAAAUCACGCGCCGGUCAAGAAAUGAAAUGCAAGUCAAGCACUGCUGAUCGUGAAGAGUGCAAUGAAACUUCUUCGUCCACCGUAGAGCACUCGGUUCUUGAGGUCCUAACUGCUCCAUUUCGCAAGCCACAGGAUGGUCGAUCUGGAAAGAUUCACUGGGAAAGCGUUCUCAUUGGCCGUCGAUUUUUGCUAAUUAUGAUUGGCUCCGUUUUGAAGCACGCAUUCCUUCGCUCUGUCUGCCUGACAAUCCUUUGCCUGUUUUUCCUUUUACAUCACAUGUCCCGGAAGCCCUUCGUCCAUUUCCGCGACAACCUCGCUGAAACUGUUUCCUUGGCAACGUUGGUUGUCAUAGGAAUACUGAACGUUGGCGUGACGUCGUAUUAUUCAAUGGGAGUUGAAACUAGCGGUGUUCAGUCCCAGUACGUCCUAAUCUUUCUCUGGACAGAGGCAGUCUUACUGAGCCUGGUUCCCGUCCUGUUUGCCGUUUUUGUCUCCUUAUCGUUGGUUUCUCAGCUUGUGAGGCUGGUGAUAAUUUUAAUCAAAGCGGCACGGAGGCUUGUUUUCAAAUCUUAAACUUCUGAGCGUAUACGCCUCAGUUAGGUCAACUCGAUCAACCAGUGCUUCCUCCGGCGUGCUAAUUCUACGAAACAAAAUCAUACUAAAUACAGGAAAAUACAGUAAAUUCCUUGACAAUGUAAUGACUUAAGUUAAUAACUUUAAUUGUAAUACGUCCAAUUAUAACGCACGAAUUUUGACCUUUUAAGGCUGAAUAUAGGCGAUUACAACUCGCAAGGGAACGCUCUAUAUUUUGAUUGACAAGCUCAGGGCAAGACUGCCAUUGAUUGAAUAUUCGUUAACAUAUUCACGAGAUCAGUGUAAAGAAAAUCCCGGGCGGAUUCGCGUCUGAAAGGUUGGGGAUAUCCGUCUGAAAAUUUGAAUUGAACCCUUAAGGAGACCAAUCUGAAGGUGGCUUGAGCUUUAUUUGACCCCUAAAAGAUA